This is a messenger RNA of Erigeron canadensis, 1766 nucleotides long. Its product is annotated as galactoside 2-alpha-L-fucosyltransferase-like. Bases 93 to 1625 code for a protein of 510 amino acids. Gene Ontology annotation, biological process: xyloglucan biosynthetic process; cell wall biogenesis. NCBI's taxonomy places the organism in Eukaryota, Viridiplantae, Streptophyta, Magnoliopsida, Asterales, Asteraceae. Gene Ontology annotation, cellular component: Golgi apparatus; membrane. Gene Ontology annotation, molecular function: galactoside 2-alpha-L-fucosyltransferase activity. The record is from RefSeq and is a predicted model, not a curated record. The transcript is spliced from 2 exons.
GCUUGCAUGUGGAGGCCAAAAUUAUUUUUAUUUAUAUAAUAUUAUACAUACACAAACAUUAUAGCAAACCACUUUUUCUUCAUAAGAAAGUUAUGAUGAUAAACGAAAUAAGAAUCAGGAAGCGAAUAGGAGUGCUUUUUGUAUGCUCCCUCUUUUUUAUAUUCUUUCUACGAUAUUUCCUUCAACCAUCAGGGGAGAAAGUGAUCAAUAACUACGAAUCUUGCCUGAGUAGGUAUGAAUCAGGAAGGUAUCGUAGGGAAUCACCGCACAAACCUUCGUCUUAUCUAAUUUCUAGAUUAGGUGAAUACGAAGCACUUCACACACGAUGUGGACCUAACACAGAAGCCUACAAGCAAAAGAUAAGAGAAUUAAAGUCCGGUCGCUUGAACAAUAAUCAUGAUGAUGAAUCCUCGGAUUGUAAGUAUCUAGUGAGGAUACCGGCUGAUGGGCUAGGAAACAGAAUGCUGAGCCUAGCAUCAGCAUUUCUUUAUGCUCUUCUCACAAACAGGGUCCUUCUAGUUUACGACAACAAAAUCGACAUGUCUGAUCUCUUCUGUGAGCCUUUUCCCGAAACCACAUGGUCACUUCCGAAGGAAUUCCCUCUUUGGAAUCGGCUUGACUCGUUGAAUCAGCAUUCACCAGAAAGCUAUGGCAACAUUGCGAAUCUUUCAGAAAGCUAUUCUUCGUUAUCAUUUAUAUAUCUUUUUAUCUCCGGUGGCUACAAUGAUAAUGAUAAGCGCUUCUAUUGCGAUCAAGAUCAUAAAUAUCUAGGAAACAUAUCUUGGGUAAUUAUGAAAUCAAAUUUCUACUUCAUCCCUUCUCUGUUCUUGAUCCCGUCGUUUGAGCAAGAACUAGCCAAACUUUUCCCAAUAAAAGAUACGGUUUUCCAUUUCCUCGGUAGGUACCUUUUCUUGCCCUCUAAUCCUGUUUGGGAUCAUAUAACCAAAUACUAUCAAACCUACCUAGAAAAAUCAGAUGAAAUAAUCGGUAUCCAGAUCAGAGUCUUUGAUCGUGGAUGGGUCAAGAUGAUGUUUAAUGCUGUAUGGGAAUAUCAGACCAUACCAGAGACGGUAUUAUCGUGUUCUUUUGAAAACAACGUUCUCCCAGAAAUCAAUACGAACAAAUCGUUAGUCAUCCCUCAAGGAGAUCACCAUAAGUCAAUAGCCGUUCUAGUGACAUCUUUGACAUCUGAUUUUUUUGAGAAAAUAGAAAAAGUAUACUCGGAACAUUCUACUGUAGAUGGAACAUUGAUUAAAGUUUUUCACCCAAGUUCGGAAGAGAAACAGAGAACCGAGAAAAAGUGGCAUAAUAUGAAAGCCUGGGCAGAUAUGUACUUACUGAGCUUGAGUGAUAAACUGAUCACUAGUCCCGGGUCGACGUUUGGAUAUGUGGCUCAAGGUCUUGCAGGAUUAACACCAUGGAUUUUACACAUGCCUGUAAAUGAAACAGUGAAAAAACCUCCUUGUAGUCGAGCCCUGUCAAUGGAGCCCUGCUUUCAUGUUCCUCCUAGUUAUAGCAAUUGUGAUAGGCGACCUACGAUUGACCCUGAUUCGGUUGUUUCUCUCGUUAGACGUUGCGAGGACAUUACCUUUGGUGUUAAACUAGUUGACCCUAGUCACUUAUGAUGUAUAUAUCAUAAUCGUUAUGAUUUUGAUCAAUUGAGUCAGUCGAUUUAUCUAGAUACUUUUAGAUAUAUACGUUUCAAUCUAGUUAAUUAUUUGUGUAUAGAAAUAAUGUCAAAGAAAUACAUUAGUUGAAGCUGCUAA